UACUCUUUCAACUAUCAACCUCUUUUUGCAAUUUUUGAGUUUCGCUAACUUUGAAUGAAGAAAUGGCGCUGCCACAUUCCAUCACUCUGCCCUUCUCCUCUAUCGUUUCAUCUAGGGUUACAAAACAGAGCUCCAAUUCAUGUUUUCUUCCUAAACAUAAACCAACCAAGCACCUUCUCAAUUUUACCCUUCCCUUAAGCCUGGAUGGUAAUAGCAGAAAAAUAAGAAUCUCAAGCAGAGUCCAAGCACUCAAAUCUGACGGUGGUAAAUGGAAAAAAACAUCUAGUGACUCUGAUGAUGAUGAUGAUGAUGAUGAUGAUGAUGAGAACGAUGCACCAACUGGGUCUGCUAAAAAUGACCCUUACCUUAUGAGUCUGGAGGAGAGACUGGAAUGGAGGAGGGCGAUUAGACAGGUGUUGGAUAAGGAACCCAAUGUAGAAGAGGAAUUAGAGCCUGAGGAAAAGAAGAAAAAACUGCAGAAGCUUAUGGAUGAUUACUCUCUUGUUGUGGAUGAGGAUGAUCCAAACUGGCCUGAAGAUGCUGAUGGCUGGGGAUUCAGCUUGGGUCAGUUUUUUGACAAAAUUACUAUCAAGAACCAGAAAAAGGAUGAUGACAAUGAUGAUAAUGAUGAUGAUGUUGACCGUCCAGAAAUAGUGUGGCAAGAUGAUAAUUACAUUCGUCCAAUCAAAGACAUAAAAACUGCAGAAUGGGAGGAGACAGUAUUCAAAGACAUAAGUCCCUUGAUUGUUCUUGUGCACAAUCGAUAUAGAAGGCCAAAGGAGAAUGAAAAAAUUAGGGAUGAACUGGAGAAGGCUGUGCACAUCAUAUGGAACUGCAGAUUACCUUCACCAAGAUGUGUUGCAAUUGAUGCUGUUGUUGAGACUGAACUGGUAGAUGCACUAAAAGUAUCAGUAUUCCCAGAGAUUAUCUUCACUAAAGCUGGCAAGAUUUUAUUCCGUGACAAAGCCAUUCGCACCGCAGAAGAGUGGUCAAAAGUCAUGGCUUACUUUUACUAUGGAGCAGCUAAACCACCCUGUUUGAAUAAUGUGACAUUUUCCCAAGAAAAUAUUCCUUCUAUUGUCACCAAUAAUCCAGUGUCCUGAAAAAAUCAAAGGUCCAAAUUUUGAGCUCAUCGUGCUGAAAUAUUUCAAUGCAAAGAUGCCUCUGACAUUAGCCUUUGUACAAUGAAUGCAAGGGAUAGCUCUAUUGAAUUGAAUGCACAUAAUAUGAUGAAAUAACUUUCAUAAAAAGGCAAGAAAUUUGUUAGAGCUGCCUCUUUUGAUGAGUGUCCAUGAAAGUCAACAGAGGAAAUUAGCAUCACAUAGCUUGUUGGGAUGAAAGAAAAAUUGAACGUGGGAGAUGAAAAAUCGAGAGCAGGAGUCAAAACUUCAUGUAUCCUUGGGGCACUCUGCAUAUUUAGAGGAUUCAUUGAGUCAUUUUUUGUAUAAAUGAGUGUUAUUUGUAAUAGAUAUGUUAAAGGGUGGUAGGAAGUUGUAUUGGCUAACAGUACUGUAUGAGGUUUUGAUAGUUAGCCUUUGACAGAAAAUAGAAUAUGGUGGCUAAUAGUUUUAUGAUUGCAUAAAAUAAUUCAUUUUUCUCUGUUAAAUCAGAGUAACGUGGUGGAGUAGCAAGUAGUAUUUGAUGUGUUUUGAAAAACUGUUUUAUAUGAAUUUUAAACGUUACGAAUUUUAAA
This is a messenger RNA of Vigna unguiculata (cowpea), 1693 nucleotides long. RefSeq names its product Thioredoxin superfamily protein (gene MRL7-L). The record is from RefSeq and is a predicted model, not a curated record. Gene Ontology annotation, cellular component: chloroplast stroma. Lineage: Eukaryota; Viridiplantae; Streptophyta; Magnoliopsida; Fabales; Fabaceae. Gene Ontology annotation, biological process: chloroplast organization; regulation of DNA-templated transcription.